GAUCGAGCUGAGAAGUUCACAGACAGUAAACUGAAAACUCAGCAAUGGCUUCAAUUCCAUGUACUGGUGUUGCUGCUGCUGCCAUCACCUCCAAGUCCUUUCCUUCUUCAACCAAAUUCAACACCCGGUUCGUGGGUACCCGAAAUAGGCUCGGGUGGGUCAGGCCCUUGGGGCUUGGACCCUCUAACGGGUCCAGAGCCAAGUGCUGGUUUAAAUUCGGGAAAAACGGUGUAGAUGCUGAAGGUGCUGGUAUUUAUGGAAGCCAAUCCCGUGAUGAUUUUGAUAGAGAUGAUGUUGAACAGUAUUUCAACUACAUGGGUAUGCUCGCUGUUGAAGGUACAUAUGAUAAGAUGAAUGCUCUUUUAAGCCAAAACAUCCACCCGGUAGACAUUUUGUUGUUGAUGGCUGCAUCUGAAGGUGACAAGCCAAAAAUUGAAGAACUUUUAAGAGCUGGUGCUAGUUACUCUAUCAAAGAUGUCGAUGGGCGGACAGCUCUUGAUAGGGCUGCAAGUGAUGAAAUCAAAGACUUCAUUCUUGGUUUUUCAGUUCAGAAAGCAUGAUUUCAAUAAUAUGUAGUUUUUUUUUUUGUUGGGAGUGACUUUAUCAUCAUGUAAUCUUUUCAAUAGCUGCUUUAACCCAUCAAUUUCUAUAGGCAUUGUCAAUUUAUACCCUUGCUUUUAGUUUUAUCUUCCUUUCUCUUUGCAAAUUUUUGAGGCUACAGGGUACUAUGUCACUUUGAUGAACAGCAGAACUAUUUAUGAGAAGAUUAAUCUAAUUAUGAAAUGCAACAUAUGAGUAUUUAAUCA
Molecule: messenger RNA, 806 nt
Organism: Prunus mume (Japanese apricot)
Lineage: Eukaryota; Viridiplantae; Streptophyta; Magnoliopsida; Rosales; Rosaceae
Gene: GDC1
Product: Ankyrin repeat family protein
Biological process (GO): intracellular protein transport; granum assembly
Cellular component (GO): chloroplast stroma; chloroplast envelope
Source: RefSeq, a predicted model, not a curated record